Prorocentrum cordatum is the source of this 2060-nucleotide messenger RNA. The record is from the annotation of a GenBank genome assembly. NCBI's taxonomy places the organism in Eukaryota, Dinophyceae, Prorocentrales, Prorocentraceae.
UGGUCGACCUGGGCGAGUUCCGAAAGCUGGUGGACGACGACUCCGAGGAUGCGCUGUUCUUCCUGUCGGACCAUGACCUUGAGCAGAUCGCGCUCACGCGGCACGGCAGGGCCUCCGAGGGCGGCAGCGAGCACGACCCCGCGAUGGUGCGCGAGCAUCUGGUGGCCGACCUGUUCGCGUCGCUGGAUCGCAACCACAAGGGGUCCCUGAGCAGCGAGGAGCUGCUGGUCCUGGCCCGCCUCCACAUGGUGCAGUGCGACUGGACGAAGGAGUGGAAGUCCAUUGUCCCGCACGGUGGGCACGAGAUCAGCAGGGAGCAUUUCAGCACCCUCGUCAGCGACCCGUCUGAGAAGUGGCGCCACUGGAACCUGACUGACGAGGACGUGAGGCGGCUGACCGCUGUGCUCCAGAUGCCGACCCGCGAGCACUUCACGGUGAGCUUCCCGAAGAAGCACGACCAGAUUCUCGGCCUCGUGCUCAACCCCAAGAAGCCGACCGCCGAGACGCGCGAGCUGCAAGUCAUGGCGGUCCUGAGCGGCAGCCUGAGCAGUGACCACAACAAGGGCCAGGCCCAGGAGCACCUUCGCAUCCAGAGGAGCGACCACAUCGUCAUGGUGAAUGGGCUCAUGGGGAGCGCCCUGGAGCUGCAGAGGGAGCUCAUGGGCUCGGAUGACCUCGAGGUCGUGUUCGCCCGAGACCCGAUCUUCAUCGACCACAUCGCCGAGAAGGAGGGCGUGUGCUACGUGUGCGAGGAGACCAUCUACUAUGGGGAGAGGCUCGGGUCCGGCGAGCCGCGGAAGGGCGAGGAGGUGUUCUGGGUGUGCGGCAGGUGCCUGGAGGACGAGGGGAUCCCGCUGUCUGCCGGGCAGCUCGCGAGGGCCCGCCCCCAGGCCAAGCUGCACCACUACGACUCGAAGGCCCGGCUCCUCGUCCGCGUGCUGAAGGCCCAGCACCUCCCCGAGAUCCCCGAGAAGGGCCGGGGCCUCUGCGCAGGACCCGACAAGGGGGCCUGGGCUCACGGAGCCGACGAGCCGCAGCCGGCCCUUGCGCGGAGGCCGCGCCGGCGGCCCCGCGCGGCCUCCGCGCCGCCGGCGCCUCCGCCGGCCCUCGGACGCCGCGGGGCCUCGCUCUGCGGCAGCGCGCCCGGAGUCUUCUUGGUUCAAGUGGACGCCCUUGUGCGAACGGCUGCCAUGCAGGUGGUCGCUCGUGACCGCGAGGACAGCGAGUGCGCUGGAGAAGCUCUGGCCAAAAGGCAGCGCCAGGAGGCGGCGCGGCCUCCCGAGGCCAUCUUCGAGCUCAGCACCGCGCUGCACUUCGUCGCCCCCGAGGGCGGCUUCCGAGGGCGGGAUAUCCACGAGGCCAAGGUCUUGGGCGUUCGCUACGACUUCAGGGCGUCCUUCGAGUGGGUUCUCCGCGCUUCCAGCCAGGGCCGGCCGCACGAGGAGUGGCACAACGUGCUCUUCGAGGGUCAGAGGUGCACCACCGUGGAGCAGUACUUCGACGUCGAGGGCUGCAGGUGGGACGUCCGCUGCGCGCCCUGCUGCAUCAUCGUCCACGACCCUGCAGCCGCCGGCUGGUACGAGGCAUGGGCGCUCACCGGAUUUGAGAUGGGGUCCCUGGUGCGCGUCGGCGCGCCCGACCAGGCACGAUCUGUGGUGGGCUCCGUAGAGGACGGCCGGCUCUCGUGGGAGCAGAAGCCCGCCGCCGGCGUGGUGCGGAAGUUGCAGACUUUCAUUGCAGGCCCAGUGGAUUUCGAUGACGAUGUCAAGUCUGGUGGUGAUUGCGACGAUCUCGGUGAUUGCUGGGAGUGAGGGCCCGAGGCCUGCAUCCUGCCGUCGUGGGCCUGCAUUACCGGCAAGCAGCAGUGCUUGGCCGGAUAGUGUUGGCCGGGCCUCUGAUUCCCGCCGAUGGUUUUCUCCCGACGGGGUUCGGCAGGCACUUCCCCCGCGGAGGGUGGGGCGCUCAGCCAAAAAACAUGUGGCAUGGUGCACAUUCUCUUUUUUUCACAUGUGACAGAGUCACCACGGGCGUUGUUCGCUUCAGUCGGGGUAAUUAGCUAA